AUGUCUCAGAAACCGAUCUUCGUGGUCACCCAUCCGAGAGCAUGCUCUACGGCUUUUGAACGAGUCUUCAUGACUCGUCGGACUGAUAUCCGAUGCAUUCACGAACCCUUUGGGGAUGCCUUUUACUACGGCCCGGAAAGGCUCAGUGCUAGAUUUGCACACGACGAACAGGCCCGUCUGGAUAGCGGCUUCAGCAAGUCCACCUUCAAGACGGUGCUCGAUAGAAUCGACCUUGAAGCUUCAGAGGAUGAGAACAAAAGAGUCUUCAUCAAAGACAUCAUCCACUACCUCCUUCCUCCGGAUGGCAAGCCCGCCAGCAUCGCCCCUUCGUUGAACAGAAUCAAGCGCGGCGUAGGCACUGAGGGUAUCACCAACGGAGCAAACGGCUCGGCCAAUGGCCACGCGGAGGAGAUGAACGGGGUGGCAAAUGGCCAUAUUGCGACCGUGAACGGAGCAGCAAGCCUGGACCAGGAACCCUACCCGUAUGCCACAGAGGCAGAACCGGGUAAUCCCACCGUGAUGCCCACGGAAAUCAUGGCCCAGUUCCAUUUUGCCUUCCUCAUCCGGGACCCGCACUUCAGUGUUCCCUCGUACUUCCGUUGUACCAUCCCUCCCCUGGACGAGGUGACAGGGUUCCAUGAGUAUUAUCCCAACGAGGCCGGGUACGACGAGGUGCGUCGGGUGUUUGACCACCUGCGCAAUGUGCGUCUCAUUGGCCCGCAUGUCGCCACGCGCGAAGACGAGGACGACGACAGCCUCAAGCCCGUGGUGAACGGCAACGGGGCCCUGCACGAGUCCGGAGCUGAGAUCUGUGUCGUCGACGCAGACGACAUGCUCGAGAAGCCGGCACCCAUGAUUGAGGCCUUCUGCCGCAGCGUCGGCCUCGAGUAUACCCCUGCCAUGUUGAACUGGGAUACCGAUGAAGACCACCAGGUUGCCCGGGAUGCCUUUGAGAAGUGGAGGGGAUUUCACAACGAUGCCAUCGAGUCUAGGGGGUUGGUAGCUAGAACACACAAACGCCCCGUCAAAACCGAAGCCCAGUUCGACGCAGAAUGGCGAGAGAAAUACGGCGAGAAAGCCGCUGCCAUCAUCCGCAAGACCGUCGACGACAACAUGGCGGAUUACCUCUACAUGAAGCAAUUCGCCAUGCGGGUGUAG
Molecule: messenger RNA, 1158 nt
Organism: Aspergillus wentii DTO 134E9
Lineage: Eukaryota; Fungi; Ascomycota; Eurotiomycetes; Eurotiales; Aspergillaceae
Exons: 5
Coding region: 1-1158 (385 amino acids)
Source: RefSeq, a predicted model, not a curated record